UAGUACGUCGAUCACAUCGUGUUGAAGAUGAACGGGUGGCAGCGACAGAGCCAAAAUAAAAGCCGGAACCUGAGGAGAGAGUGUUCCAGAAGGAAGUGUAUCUUCAUACAUCACCAUACCUGAAAGCAGAACCCAGUCCAACCACAGACAUGGCAGCUGAGUCCCUGCCUUUCACCUUGGAGGCGGUAUCCAGCUGGGAGCUGGAAGCCUGGUAUGAGGAUCUGCAGGAGGUGCUGUCCUCAGAUGACAAUGGGGGUCCCUAUAUUUCACCCCCUGGAAACGAGGAGGAAGAAUCGAAAACCCUCACCACUCUUGACCCCGCAUCCCUAGCGUGGCUGACUGAGGAGCCAGGGCCAGCAGAGGUCACAAGCACCUCGCAGAGCCCUCGCUCUCCAGAUUCCAGUCAGAGUUCCAUGGCUCAGGAGGAGGAGGAGGAAGGAAAAUCUAGGAAACGGAAACAGAGUGGUCAGUGCGCGGCCCGGGCUGGGAAGCAGCGCAUGAAGGAGAAGGAACAGGAGAACGAGAGGAAAGUGGUACAGCUGGCCCAGGAGAACGGACGGCUCAAGCAGGAAAUCGAGCGCCUGACCAGGGAGGUGGAGGCCACUCGCCGGGCUCUCAUCGACCGCAUGGUGAAUCUGCACCAAGCAUGAACAAUUGGGACCAUCGUUCCCCAGCUCGGGUCACCUCCCGGCUCUCCUGGAGCGUAGCAAACACCAUCCCACCAAGGCUGAGGAUGGACCCUCAACUGCAUGCUGAGUAGGGAGAACAAAGGGUCUCGGCUGUGUGUGUGUAUACAUGUAUAUACAUAUAUAGUGUCCAUUCUUUAUUGUUGUCCAUACCCAUUAAAUGACUUUCUAUGAACAACC
Messenger RNA from Peromyscus californicus insignis, 866 nucleotides. RefSeq names its product DNA damage inducible transcript 3 (gene Ddit3). Gene Ontology annotation, cellular component: CHOP-ATF4 complex; cytoplasm; CHOP-ATF3 complex. The transcript is spliced from 4 exons. The coding region runs from base 150 to 650 and encodes 166 amino acids. NCBI's taxonomy places the organism in Eukaryota, Metazoa, Chordata, Mammalia, Rodentia, Cricetidae. Gene Ontology annotation, molecular function: protein heterodimerization activity; DNA-binding transcription activator activity, RNA polymerase II-specific; transcription factor binding. Gene Ontology annotation, biological process: positive regulation of intrinsic apoptotic signaling pathway; ER overload response; negative regulation of transcription by RNA polymerase II. The record is from RefSeq and is a predicted model, not a curated record.